Molecule: messenger RNA, 1422 nt
Organism: Glossina fuscipes
Lineage: Eukaryota; Metazoa; Arthropoda; Insecta; Diptera; Glossinidae
Gene: p47
Product: NSFL1 cofactor p47
Exons: 6
Coding region: 162-1322 (386 amino acids)
Biological process (GO): membrane fusion; Golgi organization; autophagosome assembly
Cellular component (GO): cytosol; nucleus
Molecular function (GO): ubiquitin binding
Source: RefSeq, a predicted model, not a curated record
UCUGCUUUUUUUUAAUAAGGAACAUAUUACUGAAUCAUUGAAAUCAUUGAAAUAUAGCGUUUACAAGGAUAAUCGAAUAUUCUUACAUUCAAAAAGAAAAAAAAAAAAAAGAAGAAAAAGGAGACGACUAAUUCCUAGAGAUUUGAAAUUUUUUGUAAAUUAUGGCCGAUCGCGAUGAAUUAGUUUCACAAUUCAUCGAAAUUAGUGGUAGCGACGAAAAUGUGGCACGUUUCUAUUUAUCUAGUUGCAAUUGGUCUUUAGAGGAUGCUCUAUCGAAUUUUCUGGGUAAUCAAGCAGAUAACGAAGAGGAUGUAACAACUAUUGAUGUAACUGGAAUUACACCUGAGCAGCUGGUUGCUUCAUUAGGCCAAGUUAAGACUACGAAUUCCUCCGACUAUUUUGGCAAAAAUGUCAGCACUACAAAAGCUAAGUUUGCUACCCUGAAAGACAUGUCGAAUAAGGCUGGUGAAAAUGAUGAAGAAGAAGGUCAAGCAUUUUAUGCUGGCGGCAGUGACCGAUCCGGGCAACAAGUUUUAGGGCCACCGAAGCGUAAGAAUUUUCGUGAACAACUAACGGAAAUGUUCCGUAUAGCUCAAGAGAACAUAGCAAAUGUUGAGGGCUCAGGUGCUGCCAGUACUUCAUCAGGAGCAAACUGGGGCAACACAGGUAUACGUUUGGGCAUGACUAACACUGAUCAUUCUGUCGUAGCACCAGCUAAAAAAGAUAAUGCAAAUAAAAAGCCUGUGGUAGUCUUAAAAUUGUGGAGUCAAGGCUUUUCAGUAGAUGAUGGCGAGUUACGUCACUACGACAAUCCGCAGAAUAAGGAAUUUUUAGAAACCGUAAUGAGAGGGGAAAUUCCCCAGGAAUUGCUAGACAUGGGUUGGGUAGUUAAUGUAGACGUGGAGGAUCAUCGACAGGAGGAUUUUAAAAAGCCUGCCUCUGCUGUGAAGCUGUUUAAAGGAUCUGGACACGCUUUGGGAAGCCCGGCUCCUAUUGUUACCGAAAAUACCGAAACUCCUGCAACUGCUGGAAAUGAUGCAAGUGAUGAGUCCUCCGCCAAGGAGAAGCUUAAAUUAGAUAGCGCACAACCCAUUACGACGCUACAGAUACGUUUGGCGGAUGGAACCCGCUUGGCAGCACAAUUUAAUCUCAAUCAUACAGUUGGUGAUAUUUUAACUUACAUACAGACAGCUCGUCCCCAGUAUGCCGAACGUAACUUUAUAUUGGUCUCUUCCUUCCCUACGCGAGAGUUGAGUGAUACUACAGAGACUAUAGAAGCAGCAGGUCUUAAAAAUGCUGCCUUAAUGCAACGGCUCAACUAAAUAUAAUAGCAAAAAUCGCAAGAAGUUGCAUAGAUGAGGAAUAAGUUCAUCAAAAUUCCAUAACGAAAAUUAAUCACAAAUUUUCUACAAGAUUAUAAUA